AUGCAGUCCUUCUUACAAUACAAGAGAUUCAAAACUACAGUCGAAGCACAACUAGAAAGAGAUCGCGCAAAAGCACAGGCUUUGCGGACGGGAAGACAACCUCAGGGCAGACGGGAUCCUAACCAUGUCCUUCGCAAUACUGCAGCUGAGAAGGACGACAAUCAAGAACCUGCCGAGGACACUCCAACCGCUGAGGAGCAAGACGACGAUGACGACGGUGACGAUUACGAGCUGGCAGCCCAUCGCACCACUGGCGCCCUUUCCAGGAUCUCAACGCAGCAAAGUGCUGGCGUCCGUCUAGGUCAAGUCCUCACAGGAAUCGAAGUACGAAAACGAAAGACGAUCGAAGGAGGCGACGGACAAGUGUUCGUCGUCGAUUACGAAGGACCAGAUGAUCCCAGCGAUCCUCACAACUGGACUAUGCUCAAGCGAAUUCGAUGUACUUCCAUCGUAGCAUCGAUCGGAUGUGUGGUCGGACUAGCCAGCGCCAUUGACAGUAGCGCUCUUCCCCAAGCAGCGGCAGAGUUUGGAGUGGCUGAAGUGGUCGAGUCAAUGGCUACCGGUCUCUUCUUGAUCGGUUUCGGAUGCGGUGCAUUAUUUGCCGGACCGAUUAGUGAGACUGUAGGACGGAAUCCGGUCUAUAUUGCGACUUUGGCGAUUUAUAUGCUGUUCAUCAUGGGAUGUGGCCUGGCACCAAAUAUCCAGACCCAGCUCACAUUGCGAUUCUUUGCCGGACUUUUCGGCUCCACGCCUUUGACCUGUGCUGGCGGGAGCAUCUCUGAUAUGUGGAACCCUCUGGAGCGCGUCUAUGCAUUCCCAGUCUUUGCGAACGCGGCAUUCACCGGCCCGUUGCUAGGUCCAAUUGUAGGAGGAUACAUUGCACAAUCCGACCGAUUGUCCUGGCGCUGGGUCGAAUGGAUCACGUUGAUAAUUUCAGGUCUAGUACUAGGAUUAGUAGUCCUAUUCCAGCCCGAAACAUACCCUCAGACGCUGCUGAAAUGGAAAGCAGAGCAUCUCCGAGCAAUUACUGGCGACGACAGAUACCGGGCUGCGAUCGAAGUCCGACAGGACUCGUUGGCUUCUCGACUCAGCCGUGCACUUUAUCGU
This is a messenger RNA of Pseudocercospora fijiensis CIRAD86, 1107 nucleotides long. RefSeq lists its product as uncharacterized. The annotation marks the transcript as partial. The transcript has 2 exons. Gene Ontology annotation, molecular function: transmembrane transporter activity. Lineage: Eukaryota; Fungi; Ascomycota; Dothideomycetes; Mycosphaerellales; Mycosphaerellaceae. Gene Ontology annotation, biological process: transmembrane transport. The record is from RefSeq and is a predicted model, not a curated record.